AUGGAACUUUCUCGAACAUUUGCUUUGUUCCUAGAGGACUUCUGCAGUCGAGUGCACGUGACGGACAUUCCUACGAUCGAAGCUGUGGGCUACACUUCCAGGAGAAGGCGUAAGCAUUCGGCGGACUAUCGGGUUUUCGUCGGAAGACCGAGCCACGCAAGUCUGCAGCCACACUUGGAGCGUCUCGUGCACGAACUCUUGUCUGCUAGUGCGUCCUGGACUAUACCUCUCAGCAGUUGCCAGAUCCUAUCACCACAGUAUCUCGAUGUUUCUCUGAACCGCGCCGCAGCUUACAGAUCGUUGUUCAGUUUUAUACUUGGCCCUCAAGGGAUGAGCGGUCAGCAGCAGGAACGAGUCAGCGGCGAAAACAGUGUGCUCAUAUUUGUCCCUCACCUCGACGAAUCGUUCACGGGCAUACGGACCGAAAUAUUGGCGGCCUAUGCCUCGAGAUGUUAUGGUGACAGGAAUGUGGGUGUUAACAUCUACACCACCAAGCCAUUGCGUUCACUACAGCGGCAUGCUUUUCACAAUAUAAUCACAUGCGACCAAGGCUUUGCAUCCGGAACACACGGAAACGACGUAGUUACUGAUUACAUGAAAUUUUUUGAAGAGGGAGAAACAUUUAAUCUUAAGAGCUACGUCGCCAGCGAAGGCAUUGAUGUUUCGGGCCACGACGUACAUCUUGGCAAAGUGAGCAUUGAAAGCCCUGCGUUUGUGAUUGCACGCCAGCUUGCGCACAUCCUCAGAAAUCACAGUGACACCAAUUCUAUCACUGUACUUGUAGUCAUUCCAGCCUGUAAAAGUUUUGUUGUACAACAGGCUGGACUCUUGUGCACAGCGAUGCUUCCCGGGGAUCAGCUAAACAAGCUUCAGCCAACGGUGCUUUAUUUGAUUCAUGAAGGGACUUUUGAACUCGGCGAUUGUUCCUUCGACGAUUACUUGGAGCAGAGGAGGACUUUUGUGAUGGGAGCCUUUCAGCGUCCUCAAGCAGACCCGUCGGCCUCUGGCGGAGGCUGCAGUUUCGAAAACGAGUCUGCACUGACUGGCAACAACUUACAGGCAGCAAUCAACGUGCUUGUGGAGACUGAAGUCACUUACGAGUUCCUCUCAAGCAAGCAGAAUGUCAAGUUGAAAUUGUGCGAGCGCUUGAGUCAUGCAGAAAAGGGCCACUACUUCUCUCAGUACACCUUGGCUAGGAUUGCUGCGAUACUAGACAAGUAUGAAUCGUCUGUAAAAGCAGGCACAUACCCAGCACUGUGCCUGCUGGAAGACGUCGACUUUGACCUGCUCUGCGAAGAGCCCGAGUGGCUGCUGUGGCACAGGCUGUUGCUUUGCUGGCAGGUGCUUCGAGAGCCCAUGCCCCAGACACUGCCUGGCAGUGUGAAAGUGGAAGUGAAUGCGCACACCCUCUUCAGAGCCCUGGAGGCACUCUGCACAGAGUUCAGUGCCUACUACAGCAAGGUCAGGGUUCUCGUUCAUCCAGAGCCCCACCUGAAUGCCACGGUGUUCGCGCGAAUCUGGCUCAUCAAGGCUGUCCAGAGGAUGGUGCUGUGUGUGCUGAACAGGUUUGGCUUGAAAGGGUUAAACAGAAUGUGACUGUGAUGCAGUCAGAAUGCAUUUGCAUUUGUUGACAGGACAGAAUGUGAUUGUGUGCAUUCGUGUGGACACCUCUUUUUUUUUCUUGUUUUUCGUGGUUGUUUUUUUUUUCUCUUAGAACACUUGGUCAGAGUGUAGUGGUUUUAUGUUUGACUUCAUUUUAUAUGUGAAUGUUCCAUUCUGUUGAUGUGUUGAUUGUAAUGCUUUUUUUUCUUAUGCAGCUACGGAUAGUUUCAUAUUGGGUCACUUGGUGUACAAACACAAGUUAAUCAUGCUGUAUAAUAUUUUGUUUGGAGGUACUGGUACCAUAUCAAAGCAGUUCAGAGGAUGGUGCUUUGUGUGCUGAAUUUGGCUUGAAAGGGUUGGAGAGGACUGCCUUGGUGAUUUUUUUCUCUAUGGACAGUGUGUGGGGGGUGCUUUUAUAUUUGACUUAAUUUUGUAUGUGUAUGUCCCUUUCUGCUGAUGUCUGCAUUGUAAUGUCGAGUUUUUUUUGUUUUUUUAAAUAUGUGGGACAGUACACAGAUGGUUUCAUAUUGAGUCACUUCGUGUAUGAAAGGUUUUCUUAGUGACAAGUUAGGCAUGCCGGAUGAAAUUGUUUGAAUACACUGUACCAGAGGAUGGUGCUUUGUGUGCUGAAGUGGCUUGGCUUGAAAGGGUUGUGGACAGAAUGCGACUGUGAUGCACUGAAGUACAGCUGUCGUUUGUGUGGACCUUUUUUUUUUUUCUGAAAUACUGUGGAAAGUAUGUGGUGGCUUUAUAUAUUUGAUUUCAUUUCGUAUUUGUCUGUUCCUUUUUGAUAAUGUGUUGAUUGUAAUGUUCGAGAUUUUUUUUAUAAAAGAUGGGACAAUAUAGAUGAUUUCAUGUUGGGCUAGUUCGUGGGUGAAUGUUUGUUUCUUCAUGGCGAGUUAGGCAUUGCCGCAUAAAACUUCGUUUGAAGGUGCCAGUAUCUGAUGUGGUCAUGUUUCUAAAUCACGGUGCUUUGUGCAUAAAUUGCUCUCCCAUAACUUGGGCACAUCUGAGGUUCCAUUUGAAAUGGCUGUAUAAGAUGUGGCAUAUUUCCAUAACGUGCUCAUUUGUGUGGGAAUGUUUAUUUCUGACACUGUUCUUAGCAGCUGGGUAGUUGAAUUACCAUGUCUCAAAAGGGGCUGUUCAAUGAAAUGAAAAUAACUUCAUGAAAUCACAAUGGCGCCUUGUGUUGUUGCGACUGUACGCUGUAGAAAACACGUACAUACAUAUACAUGGGAGCAUCCUCUGCAUCAAAUUCCUUGUGUAUUUGUAUCGCUUGUUAUACUAUUGCAGUGUGGGGUUGCAAACAUAUUUCCUCACUACUUUAUCUCUUUUUAUUUUCUUUUUUUUUCCCGCCCCCAUGUUACUCUGCUACACUGUAGUAGAGGGAAUAUUCUGAGAAAGAAUGCCCUAGCUACAUGGCCAGUCAGCGCACAAGACUUGUUCAAGAUUAUGCAGAAACAGCACUAGACACAGAACACUAAACAUGCAUCGCACCAAAUUGAAAAACUGCUUAUUCUGCAGAGGGCACAUGCAUAAUUAUGAUUCUGUCUCAAGAUAGCAAUGAAAUGUGCAAAUUACUUUAUUUUUGUUUGCUCUCUGCACGCUGUGUAUUGUUGAUACAUGCAGUUUUUUUAAGUCAACACAAUGUUUGUUAUCUUUAUGUUGAAUGUUUACUGCCGUUUCCAUACAGUGCCUAAGAACCUAGACUGCCAGUGCUUGGCAUGUUGUUAUACAAGAGGUAUAUUAGUACAACAGAAUUCUUCGUGUCACCUGGUGAUUUUGGAAUGUUCAGAGAGCUUAUUGUGUCAUAAGCAUUGUGCAUUAAUAUAACUUGCAGUGUGCAGGAACCCACUUGCAUGCACGUUUAAGUUGUCGUCCGUGUUCUUUCCUGUGGCCUUGGAAAAAACUUGUUCUCAUUAAAAGGGUUGAUAACCAAAUCUUUUUUUGUGCUGCAUAAGGCAUUAUUGUCAUGUCACGGAAUGUCUCCUGAAAAAAGAAAUUUUUAAUGAACAUACACUGCAAGUAAAGAUGGGCAACUGUGGUGUAUAAGUCUAACCUACACAUAAA
This is a messenger RNA of Rhipicephalus sanguineus (brown dog tick), 3672 nucleotides long. Its product is annotated as DALR anticodon-binding domain-containing protein 3. NCBI's taxonomy places the organism in Eukaryota, Metazoa, Arthropoda, Arachnida, Ixodida, Ixodidae. Bases 1 to 1596 code for a protein of 531 amino acids. The transcript is spliced from 2 exons. Gene Ontology annotation, biological process: arginyl-tRNA aminoacylation; tRNA C3-cytosine methylation. Gene Ontology annotation, molecular function: ATP binding; arginine-tRNA ligase activity; tRNA binding. The record is from RefSeq and is a predicted model, not a curated record.